Messenger RNA from Oppiella nova, 1878 nucleotides. The record is from the annotation of a GenBank genome assembly. Lineage: Eukaryota; Metazoa; Arthropoda; Arachnida; Sarcoptiformes; Oppiidae.
AUGACCCGGAUUCACACCAAAUAUCCGCACCUUUCCUAUCACUGGUUCGUACCCUAUGAUCGACUAAUUUUACACAACUUUAUCAAACUUUUCCCACAGUUUCGCUACUCAUCGGGUUUCGACAAACUGCUAAUAUCUAUAGGACUGGUAUUUUCCAUAGCCAUCGGCGCCGGUACGCCAGCCAUCAUGAUAUUCUAUGGCAAACUAACCGACACUUUCGUGGAGUACGCCAUAUAUGACCGGUUGUCCCAAUGGCCGGACGCCGACCAAUACUAUCGACACUUUCUCGCCAACAUAACCGACAAACAGGAGUUUUUGGACAAAAUCAUGACUGACUUCUCGCACCUACACCUCGACACCAUUCAGAUUAGACUCCAUUUGGAUAACCAGACGUUCGCCGAUCGGCUCAACGAAACGGUGUUUCAACACAAGCGGUCGUUCGCCGACAGGUUUACCGACGAAUCGGAUUACUGGAGUUUCCUGAUGUUAGGGGUGAGCGCGGCGUUCCUGGUGUGCGGCUACGUAUUGGUGGCCACGUUUAGCACCGCCGCCCGAAAUCAGACUCAUCGGAUCCGUGUCCUCUUCUUCGAGGCCGUACUUCGUCAGGACAUCACGUGGUUUGACACGAAAGCGUCGGACGACUUCGCCUCCAAAGUCACGGCCGAUUUGGAUCUCAUUCAACAGGGAAUUGGCGAUAAAGUGGCGCUCUGUGUGUUCUCAUUCUCGACGGUACUGUUCUCAUUGGGAACGGCAUUCUACUACGGCUGGGAACUCACUCUAAUCAUACUGUCCAUCUCACCCAUACUUGUCAUCUCAUUCAGUGUCGUCACCAAAAUCCAGGCCCGGUAUGCCAUCACAGAAGCCAUUUCCUACGGGAAAGCCGGCGCUGUGGCCGAGGAGGUGUUGGGCGCCAUUCGCACCGUCUAUGCCUUCGACGGCCAACAAAAGGAGAUCCAGAGGUACGACCGGAACUUAGGACCGGCUAAGAAGGCCGGCGUUAAACGCACGGUAAUCACCGCUAUCGGUGGCGGUAUGAUAUGGCUGUGCGUAUACGGCAGCUAUGGGCUGGCAUUUUGGUACGGCGUGCGGCUCAUCGUACGGUCCAUACAGGACAACAACCAGCAGUAUGAGGCCAGCACUUUGCUCAUCAUAUUCAUGACGGUGCUGAUGGCCAACAUAAACCUGGGUCAGGCGCAGCCCUACUUCGAGGCCUUCGCACAGGCAAGGGGUGCGGCAGCUCUCAUCUUUGAGGUAAUUGAGCGCAAACCACAUAUCGACAGUUCCUCAGAGACUGGCGAUAAGAUCGUAGGCUUGGAGGGAAGGGUAGAGUUUUGUGACGCGCACUUCGCAUACCCGGCCCGCCCGGCGGUGCCCGUACUGAACGGCCUGACUAUGGCGGUAGAGCCGGGCCAGACGGUGGCGCUGGUAGGUGCGAGCGGGUGCGGCAAAAGUACGGUCAUUCAGUUGGUGCAACGCUUUUACGACGUGAGCUCCGGUCAGGUGCUGAUCGACGGCCGGGACAUACGCGACCUGAACGUGGGUUGGCUCCGGGAUCGCAUCGGAGUGGUCGGUCAGGAGCCGGUGCUUUUCGGCUGCUCCAUAGCCGACAACAUUAAGCUCGGCUACAGUGCCGCCACUCAGGCGGACGUGGAGUCGGCGUCAGUGGACGCCAACGCCUACGACUUCAUCCGACGACUGCCCCAUCAGUUCGCGACAAUUGUGGGCGAAAGGGGCGGGCAGUUGUCGGGGGGCCAGAAGCAGCGCAUAGCCAUCGCCAGGGCUUUGGUACGGCGACCGAAGAUACUGCUUCUGGACGAGUCUACCAGCGCUCUCGACACCCAGAGUGAGGCCGUAGUGCAGGCGGCUCUGGACAGGGCC